GCACUUCCUGUUUGGGAUGCUUGCCUCUAACAAAGAUGGCGGAUGCAUGACAGGUUGCCCCAGAGCCGGGACUCAAGGGGCAGCUUUCUGAGGGCGUGGUGGCUACGAGAUGGAGGCCAGAGAUAAGCAGGUUCUUCGCUCUCUUCGGCUGGAACUGGGUGCUGAAGUCCUGGUGGACGGACUUGUUCUUCAGUAUCUCUACCAGGAAGGAAUCUUGACAGAAAACCAUGUUCAAGAAAUCAGAGCCCAACCCACAGGCCUCAGGAAGACCAUGAUGCUGCUGGAUAUCCUACCUACACGAGGCCCCAAAGCCUUUGACACCUUCCUGGAUUCCCUGCAGGAAUUUCCCUGGGUGAGGGAGAAACUGGAGAAAUCCCGGGAACAAGCCAUCCAAGAGACGCCUACAGGUAGCCAGGCAUCUCCUAUUCCUACCCACAUUCUGAAGAGCUCACCCUCUGACCGGCAGCUUAACCAGCUAGCCAGGAAGCUGGGCCCCGAGUGGGAGCCCGUCGUGCUGUCCCUGGGUCUGUCCCAGAGGGACAUCUACCGCUGCAAGGCCAAUCACCCUUACAACGUGCAGUCACAGAUCGUGGAGGCCUUUGUCCAGUGGAGGCAGAAGAACGGAAGCCAGGCGACCAUCCAGAGCUUACAGAAGGGCCUGGUGGCUGUGGAUGUAGACCCUUCUGUGCUUCAGCAUAUGUUAGAGUAAACCUCCUCUGUCGUCACCACGAAUCCAAUGUGUUGAGCCGUUAGACUUUUCUGCAAGGCAGGUGUCUUAAAAUGUUUUCUUAAUUAUCUAUAGAUGAAAUGGGAUGAGGGUCUCAACUUCACAGCUUACUUUUAAGGCUGAACUUAGGGGAUCAUAGCUGUUUACUGAAAUAUUCAUUUUUUUUAAUUGCAUGAGGCAACGAUUGAUUUUUGACUCAUUGAGAAAUCACUGGGUUGUUUUUUUUUAAUGCCAUAUUCUUGCAACAAAUAUAGACGCUCUGUAUUCCAGACAUACUCUUUAAAUUGGCUGGGAAUGGAACCGUGAUACUUUAUAAUUAUAAUAUUAUCAUUAAUAAGUGUUACUUUCAUCAAUAAAAAAAUGACUUGCAUAACAAGUCCUCCCCCAGAGGUCAUUAUUUAUUUUUUUUCUCCUCCUUAGACUGACGAGGUUAAGUAUGCAAAAUUACCCUAGCUAACGAGGCCUCAAGAGAGAUUGUGUGGUGUAGAGCAUAAAACGAUGGCCUUGGAGUCUGGAAGACCUGGGUUCAAGGCCUGCCAUAUACUGUCUGUGUGACCUUGGGAAGGUCACUAAAAUCUAUCAGUUCCUCCAGGGAAUUCUGUAAGAUUAUAAAUUGCAGAGGACGUACUGGUCUACAUAGGUAGAAAGAGAUCCUGCACUCAAGAAAAUCGCAGAUCCAGUCAAGUGGAGUAGAUAGCAGUUAUUCAAUCAACAAACAUUUAUUAGAUGCCUCCUAUGUGCCAGCUAAACUGUGUGACCUUGGGCAGAUCACCUUCCCUUUCUCACCCCAGUUUCUUCAUCUGUAAAAUGAAUGGGUUGGACUUGUCAGGUCUAAGGUCCCUUCUAGCUUUACAUCUAUGAUCCUAUGAGAUAUCAUACUUGGCACCAGAGAUACAAAGGCAAAAAUGGGACAGCCCAGGCCCUCAAGGAAUUUACAUCCUGGAGGGGUAUGGGAGCAAUAGGUAGAAGGUAAGUAAAUACAAACAAGUAUCACAGUGGAUAGAGCCCUGGGUUUGAACUCUGGCACCUCCCAAGUUCAAAUCCUGCCUCAUAUACUUCCUAGCUGAGUGACCCUGGGCAAGUCAGAUGUUUCUGCCUGCCUCAGUUUCCUCAUUUGUAAAAAAAAUAGCAUCUACUUCCCAGGGUUUCCAUGAGGAUUAAAUGAGAUAAUAUUUGUAAAGUGCUUUUCAGAUCUCUAUCAAUGCUAUUAUAACUGUGACAUUGGACCUGUUUUCUGACUGCAGAAGGAAGCCCAGGUGUGGUCUCUAUAUUAGAUGUCGGAGAGUAGGGCUCUCUGCAAAGCCUGGGGUCCAUGGUCAGGUUCUGGCAUGCACUCAUGCCACUGUACAAAGGUUACUCAAUCAAGUGCCCUGCAGUUACUGGUGAGGAACAAAAGGACCAUGGUCUGUUGUUAAAAUGCUAAGCAUUGAGGUUUUGCUUUGCACAGGUGUGGCCAACCCCCACCUUACAUUUAUUAAGUGUUCCUGUCUAGUGUUUGGCCCAUUUGCAAAGCAUCUUCCCAUUUGUUAGUUCACUGGAAGCCUAUGAUGACCCAGUGGGGUAGGCAGAACAGGGAUGGAUGUCUCUGUCUCCAUCUUACAGAAACUGAGGCUUAGAUAUAGUGACUUAACCAAGGUCACAUGGCUAAGACUUGGCAGAGCUGGCCCUAUACCCCAAGUCUUUGGGCUCCUAAUCCAGUGUGGUUUCCUACCAUCAAUGCUUCUCUCAUAUACUAAUCAAAUUUUAAAAAUAGUGUAUGGUAUGAGCAGUGACUUCAGUCAUCUAUUCCAUUUAUUAAAACCUACUUUAUACCAGGCACUAUGCUAGGCACCGGCAACACAAAGACCAAACCCGAAGAGUACUCGCCCUUGAGGAGCUCACGUUUAACUAAUCUAAAGAAGGCUGCAAUAGGAGGGACUAUGUUUCAGCCUCAUUUGUUGUUAGGUUUGAAAAUGUGUCCUCAUCAGGAUUUGCUUGGGCCUGAUCUCCUUGAGAGAGGAAGAGAUAGAAGUUGCAGUAACAAUUAGGUAUCACAUGUACCUUCCUGAAAAUUGGGGACAAUAUCAUUCCUGGCCCCAACAGCAAUUGAAAUCAUCUGAGGAGAUAAAUGUUAUUUCUCUGCCUUUCGAUGGUAAACAUCCUGAGGCCAGGGAUGAUCCUUUCUGCCUUCUCUGAAGGAAGAUGGGCUGUAGUAUGUGUGUGUGUGUGUGUGUGUGUGUGUGUGUGUGUGUGUGUGUUCAGAAGAGGCUAACUUCUAACGCUAUUCUUCAGAAGGCUGAAAGGACACCAUUUAAUAAAAGGAAAACCAGAUCUAGGGCCGUGGUGAGAUUCCUUAAUUAAAAAGGGAUUGUUCACAAUGACAGGUUCACUAGCUCACCUUCUUCUCAGUUCUCUCUUCUUUUCAGUUGUGUAGAGCUGGCCUCUAAUCCAGGAUGUGCCACAGCUCUCAUUGGUAUGGUUGUGUCCUCCUGUCAUCUUGUCCUCCUUCUACUGAGUCUCAAAUAAAUUGUUCCCAUUCACUCGAA
This is a messenger RNA of Trichosurus vulpecula (common brushtail), 3252 nucleotides long. RefSeq names its product CASP2 and RIPK1 domain containing adaptor with death domain (gene CRADD). Gene Ontology annotation, molecular function: protease binding; death domain binding. The coding region runs from base 110 to 709 and encodes 199 amino acids. NCBI's taxonomy places the organism in Eukaryota, Metazoa, Chordata, Mammalia, Diprotodontia, Phalangeridae. Gene Ontology annotation, biological process: signal transduction; regulation of apoptotic process. The record is from RefSeq and is a predicted model, not a curated record. The transcript has 3 exons.